GUGGAUAGGUGGAAAAGAAGAUAGACAGGUAGGACAAAUCAUGGGGAUUCCACUACUGCCCGGGCUUUUCCUUACCCAGUUUAACAAAACACCUUCCAUAGGCAAUUUACAUCUCCUUCGUUUAGUGCCUUUUGUUUUCUAGCGGGGGUUGAGACAAAGUUAGAAAAGAGCGAAACCGAGGCAAAAUUAAUAUUAGUUUCUUUAAGAAAUCAGUAAAACUUUUUUUUGAGCACUUUGCAUUAAAUCCAAUUAUAAACCACCUUUGGAGUUCCUUUUGUGAAGUAUUGAUUCACACCAGCAGGGGGCAAUUCAAAACUCCUCACUGCGCGCUGUCUUUUAGUUGUAGUAAUGUUGGGAAAACAUCGAGAGAACCGAAAAUAACGAGAGUUUGAAGAGAGCCGAAUAGUUUGCUUUGUUGCAGGUUGAUCAAUGCACAAAGUUGUGAUGUGAUAGCUCCAGACAUACACUGCACACUGACAGCUGUACGUCGGAAGGGUUUGCAGACAAGAGUCACCAAGUGGGAAGAUUUUGCAAAAAAAAGGGGAGACUUUAGUCUGGGUUGAGGCGGCUGUAAAUCUGUCGACACUGUCGUGCAGUUUACUUCUCGGUUAGAAGGGGAGAGGGGAGGGAAAUGUGCACCUCUCUCGCUGUUCUGUUUCUAGUGCAAUUCUUUAUCCUUGGAUUGACAACUACCGACAAUAUCCAACAGCACCAUGACCUGACAAGAGGCGCCAGCGGUAAAUGGUACAAGUGGCAAGAGAUACCAGAGCAAAGUGACCUCCAGCUGAAAAGAACAGCAAUUCAACAAGUGCCUGGGGCUGACCAGUGGCUUGGAGAGCACCUGGAGACUGCAGGAAACACCAGCUCAAAUCCUGACAGCCCAAAAGAACCCGAGCAAAGAGCAAGGCGGGGGGCAGAUCAAAAGGGCACUGUUGCCCCAGUAGAGGCAACAGCCGCGUCUCCCCCACAAGGCAACUCCGUGGAAUCGACUCAUUUCCAACUAAGUUCCAGGAUCCCUUCGCUCAAAGAUGAGGGGGUGCAGGUAUCAGGGGGUGAAGCGACGUCUGGAGUUCGAGGUGAGGAACUGAAUGGAUUGGAAACAACAGCGAGGAGACUCCAGCUGCAGAACAGCCUGUACCCUGUCACUGACAGCACCUACAGCGCGUACGCCGUCAUGUUUCUGUCCUUGAUCCUGUUCGCGGUCGGCAUCAUUGCAAACCUAGCCGUGAUGUGCAUUGUCUGUCACAAUUAUUACAUGAAGACCGCCUGGAAUAACAUUCUCGCUGGCAUGGCUUGUUGGGACUUUUUUGUCAUCUUCUUCUGUCUGCCGGUGGUCAUCUUCAAUGAGAUCACCAAGAAAAGGUUGCUCGGGGACAUUGGCUGUAAGGUGGUGCCCUACCUGGAGGUUUCUUCUCUUGGAGUCACUACCUUUAGCCUAUGUGCAUUAAGCAUUGACAAGUUUCGUUCUGCAACAAGCACACAGUCACAAAUUAGGCUGAUAGAAAAUUGUCUAUCUAUUGUGGCCAAGAUGGCAGUCAUCUGGAUAGGAUCUAUGUUGCUGGCCCUCCCUGAAGUCCUUCUCUGGCAACUGAAUCAAAAGACUUCCAUUGUGUCUGGGGUUAUCACUGACUAUUGCAUCAUCAAAACAUCUUUGAAUCUCCCUGAGCAUAUCUAUGAACUUGCACUGACCUAUGAGAAUUCCAGGAUGUGGUGGUACUUUGGUUGCUACUUCUGUUUGCCCAUCAUUUUCACAGUGACUUGCCAGUUGGUGUUGAGACGAGUAAGAAACACAGAGAAGAAAUCCAACCUCAAAAUUAUUUCUCAGCAUGCUCAGCAUGAAAAUCAAAAGAAUAAUACCUUGAUUGGUCUGACUAUCCUCUAUGGCUUCUGCAUUAUCCCGGAAAAUGUUUCCAACAUCGUGGUGACCUAUACCUUUCCUGAAAUCUCCAAGGAGACCGUUGACUUGCUCAACAUUAUUAAUCAGUUCUUCCUGUUUUUCAAGUCCUCUGUAACCCCAGUGUUGCUUCUAUGCCUCUGUAAACCUUUGGGCAGAGCCUUCAUGGAUUGCUGUUGCUGCUGCUGUGAUGAAUGCGUUCCAGAGACUUCAGAAAUUGAUGUUCAUGACAGCAAGCUGAAGACAGAAAUGGCAACUAUUUUCUGUGAUAAUUCCAAGGAAACACCAACAAUGAUGACCCUAGGCACUCAAUGUUAGUUACAAUCCUUCACAUUCAACCUGAAGGCUCAAUGGUGAAGCAUGCCCAUUUUCAAAAACACACUUAAUUUUUUGACUUAGUGGUGCUCUUUUUACUGCCCAAAAUGACCUAGUAAAUAAGGUGAAAUUUAGUUAGCUGUAGUUAAGUUCCUGAUGUGUGAAUAACUAAUAUUUCCUUGCUGAGUUUAAGUUUUAUUUUAGACAGUUAAAUAAUAAGAUGCAAUUUUUUAAUGAAAUACAGUCAAAAAGUAUUAAAAUAUAAUUUCUUGCUCCAAAAUAUUAGAAAUACAUCCAUGUAGCAUAAAAUUCCCUACAAUAAAUUCCUAGUGGAUCAUAGUAUCUAACAUUCUAACUAAAACUUUUAAUUUAAAACACGGAGGAUAGUUUUUUUUUUCAUUUUUACUUGUGAUGCAUUGUUAUCAUGUUGAGAAUGACUAUCAGUUGAACAUACAACAAUUCCUAUUAUUAUCAAGAUUAACGAGACUGCAGUGCAUGAAGAACCUUUAACAUUCUCCUAAUUUCUAGAUCUGCACUUUUAUAAAUAUUGUCUUUUGAACCCCUUAUAGUGUCAGAAUGUAUUGUCUAGACAUGAGUUUCCAAAUUUAAUAAAUAAUUAGAUAAAUAGCUGUUUUUAUAUUCACAAUCUUAUAUGUUGAUGGGGAAACCAGCUGCUGUGUAAUUUCACAACAGUGUUGGCCUAGUACAAUGUCAAAUAAAAAUAUGAACCGGUUUCUUUGGUUCUGGUUUGUGCUUUGUUUUA
Molecule: messenger RNA, 2972 nt
Organism: Chiloscyllium plagiosum (whitespotted bambooshark)
Lineage: Eukaryota; Metazoa; Chordata; Chondrichthyes; Orectolobiformes; Hemiscylliidae
Product: G protein-coupled receptor 37-like 1
Biological process (GO): adenylate cyclase-inhibiting G protein-coupled receptor signaling pathway; positive regulation of MAPK cascade
Cellular component (GO): signaling receptor complex; plasma membrane
Molecular function (GO): G protein-coupled peptide receptor activity
Source: RefSeq, a predicted model, not a curated record